AUGGAUGUGAUGGUGGUGAUGGAGGUGGUGUGGAUGAGCAUUCCCAUUGAUCACAACGUUCUGUUGUGGAAGGAUCUCGGAAGAAGACAGAUCUUCCGUGUGAGACUCAUCCAGGUCAUCAUAGCUCUCGGUGUCCUCUGCGAUACUGUUGUUAGAGCUGAUGCUGGCGGAGAUCUGAGCCGGGGUAACGCUAGUUAUCUGGAAGCCACUUUUCUUUUUCAUUUGAGUUCCGCCUGGCGCAAGAGGCUGUGCCUGCAGCUGAGCCUGAGACAGGAGGUUCAGGCUUUGUGGAGGCGGAGGCGGUGGUCCCGACGUAGAAGAUGCUGCAGGAGGUGGCGGCUGGAGCAGCGACGGAGGCGGAAAAUCCUCGGAAGAUGUGGCACUACUACCAACGCCGGUACCUGCUGCAUUGAGAGCAGAGGCGCUGCCACUACCGCUGCCCCUUCUAGGGAACAUUGCCGGGUGCGCCAUCUUCCUAGCACUAAUGUCUGCAGCGGCCGCGGCCGCCGCGGUGGUGGACUCAGGCGGCUGGUGCAUUGUGUCGGGUACCGGGGGGCGGAGGAGGCGAGUGCAAUUUCCUUCUGCACCGUAAUCUUUGUAUUCAAGACGCCGGGGAGGAAAACGGGACCUGACGCUCCGCCCGGCGCGGUUCCUCCUUCUCCUCCUCCUCAGCCGAAGGCGCCGGCCGCUCCUGCCUUCGAGGGCGAGCUUCGGGAAGGGAGGAUGAACGAGGGUGAACAGGGCGGCCAGGGACCCGAAGGGGGGACCCCUUCAGUCCUUCACCAUUCACUUUCCCCUCUAGUCUCACACCCCCCUUUAUAUUCCGCUUCACGUGGGGUGCGGGGCAGGAGGGAGGGGAAGACAAGGCAAGGGGGAGACAAGUGGAGGGGGUGGGAAAACCGAGAAAUGCCCACCUUCUCCCGACAACUCAAAAGCCACCUCAACCCCUCCUCCCGCCGCGGCCGCGGCGGCGGCGGCCGCUGCAAAACCCUCCCGGUCGCUCUGCACGAAAGCAGCGCGGAGCGAGUGUCGCCUUCCCCUCGCCACCCCCAGCGCCGCCGCCGCCGGCGAGCCCCGAGCUCAGUGUCGCUCAAACCUCCCCUCCCGGCCCCGCUGUCCCCGCUCGGCCCUCCCCCCACGCCCCUCGGACCCUUUCAAACCCCCUGGGCUCGCGGCGGCUGUUCCGUGAGCAAACGCUGGCCGCGGCUGGGGCCGGGGCGGCGAGGCUCGGAGCGGGGCGGCGGCGGGGCGCCCGGUACGGUGAGCCCAGCAACGAGGCGCGGGCGGGCGCGCAGAGACGCCGGGUCCUCGCGGAGCACGGCCGGGGCGCGGCGGCGGCACUGGCAGCGGGAGCCCAGGGACCGCUCCAUCACUGGCAGCCAUGGAGCCCGAGCAUUUUCCUCCCUCAGGGCAGGCGCCUCGGCUCGGCACACGUCCUCGGGGAGGAAGGGGCCGGCGCCCGAGCCUCCCCGGAGGGCGGCGGGAUGUGUGCUAGCGCAGAGGGGUGCGAGCUGCUUCUGUCCUCUUCCUCCUCAGCCGGCUCGUCCUCACCCUGCUGCUCCCGCGGCCCGGGCGGGAGGGGGCCGCAGGCAGCGGCGGCUCCUUUCUCGGCGGCGUUGGUGGCCAGACGGGCUGGUGCAAGCGACUGCAGCCGACGCCGUUCAAAGGAACGAGAGCAACAGCAUCACGAGUUUCAGUUCCCAGGAGCCCGCCGCCACCGCCACGAUACGACAUGAGUCAGGCUUUCUUCCUUGGCGCGUGGCGGAGCCCUCCCCCUCGCCGCACCUGGGCUCACCCCCGGCCCGCGUCGCCCGCGCCCUCUAGGCGGAGGCCUCUGUGCCGGGAGCUGCGCGGCUGUCCGCGGAAAGCCGAAGUGUCUUCGAGAUAGGUGCUGCCUUUUGUGCAGUGUCGUUGCGGCUGCCAUGCGGUGCCCCCCCUCGCCCUUCGACGAGCAGGGAGGGCCAGCCGCCAGCGGGCAGAUGUUGCAGCUGUUUGCUGUUAACUACCUAAGUGCCUCCCGGGUAGGCUCUUCGCUAGAGAGGGCGUGCUUGCAGUCCAUCCCUACCUGGAGGGAAGAAGCAGCCCAGCCCAGUAAACUAAUUGACCUCAACAGGUGGAGCUUAUCUCCAGCAGAGAUGUCUUUUCGUUUAAUUGUCCAGGCUAUAUAGCCCCCAGAGGUUUGAGUUAAAAGACAAAGUCCUAGUGGUAACACAAGUGCAGUGAUGAAUGAAGACUACCUUUUAGGGUUGGAAAAGAAAAAGAGCCUACUGUGAUUUCAGUUAAAAAAAAAAAAACUGCAUGGUCUGAGCAUAGUUCUACAAAGCAACGUUAGGUUUGAUUGGAGGCAGUUUACUGGAAGUUGCUUCCCUAGCAUUACACGUCAAAACAUUCUAGCUCUAAACUAGAAUGUACUACUAAGCGAGAAUGUACUUCUCGCUCAGGAAUUAGCAACAAACUGAUAUGGAAAACCCUAGAGAGUUUUUUUGUUUUUUGUUUUUUUUUACCUAGGCUGUUGAGCGACUAAACUUUUAUGGUUAGACUUCUAAUUCAGGAAAUCUCACAGAUUUACAGAUCUAUAAUCCUAUUUCAGGAGUUUGUUUAAGCAUAAAGAGCUGAAUUCUCUUGCAGAGUUUUAUAGACCUCUAGUUGUCAAUUCAGCGCAUUACCUUUAGGAUUCUCUAAACUAUUUUCUUCAUUCCAUCCCUCAGUGUCUCCAUUCUCUAAUAUUAUUACUGAACAGAAAUGCACCCUCAACGUCCUGUGUAUAUCCUGUAUCAAAGCCAUGAUGUAUUGCUGUUAUUUCUGUGGUCUCCCUCUCCCCCCCCCCCCCCCCACUCAACCAAAACGGCAGGACUACAUUUUUCACCUUAAAUUGCUAAUGUGGAGCUCUGCACUAGGUACAAAGUAGGUGCUCACAAAUACUGAAAAUGGUGUGGUAAUGAAAAUCAAAUACAUUUGAAGAGAUCGUACUUGUCUUAUGAUAUUCAUAAAUAUAUGAGUGAUUGUAUUUUUACAUACCCAUGGCCAUUUGUGUAUUUUACAAAAAUCAUCUUUUUAAUACCCUCGACAGCUUUUGUUGCAAGUGAAAAGGAUGGUUAAUAGGGGCCAUCCUUUGUCGAAAUGUAAAUCUGACAUACUAUUUCAACAGUUUGUGAAUGGAAAAAGAAGCUAUCUUAGCCACUUGAACCUGCAAUGGAAUGUAGAUAGGCAAAAUGUUUCUUUGGACUAGUGUGAAAGAAAAUGCUCUUGAUCUCUAAAAAUGUUGCAUUAGGUCCACCCCAAACAACAGCUCAACACCCCCACUUGGACCCUAAAUACCCUCUAUGAUUGUGCUGAUAUGGUUAGAAGCAGAAGAAACAAAGUCUUAACCCAAAGUUGACAGAAUGAGGUGAGAUAAUCCUAUAAAAGCAGAUACUUGUUCUGAUAACCAGUAGUAAAGGAUAUUGUUUAGGGCUGUUUUGAUGGAAGGGGAGUAACAUUAUUUCUUUUAAAAGGCGCUUUUUUGGUGACGCCUGGGUGGCUCAGAAAGUGUCCGACUUCAGCUCAGGUCAUAAUACAGAGCCUGGAGCCUGCUUCAGGUUCUGUGUCUCCCCCCACCCCCCCCCCCCGCCCCUCCCACACACUCUGUCUCUCAAAAAUAAAUAAACAUUAAAAAAAAAUUUUAAGGAGUUUUUUUUUCUUAACUUCCAGGAGAAUGUAAGUCAUAAGAAAAUAGUCUUUUCAAAUGUAUUUCGUUUUUGUCUGCCAUAUCACUUUGCAAUUCCUGUGUAGGCAGUAUCAAGCCUCACUCAGAUACAAAGAGCAACUCCACAAUUAUGGAAACUUGAAUUUUAAAAACCUCUAUAUAUCUCUCAGUUGCCAGCAUUUCUGUGACCAGGAAUACCUGAAUACAAGUACAUUAAAACAAACAAACACUUGAACAGCCAGGUAUUUUCAUGUUACCGCCUUUUAAUGAAAAAAAGUCUGGACUCUUUUUGCAUUGAUAUUAAAUGCCUACUACUAUGUGUAAUGAAGUCAUUAAAUCCUUUGAACUCAGUAGAGUUAUCCUUUGCCUUUUGAAAGACUGAAUUUCCCCUGUUUAUAUCCUGAAGGUGUAGCUCUGAAUUCCUCUCUAUUGACUAAAAGAUCAGUCUACAGUGCAGUGUUCACUUUGAAUCUAGUUGUUGCAACGUUGCAAACUAACGUGUAUAUUUGGCUGUGUUUAGUGAUUUUCCUACCAUAAAAUAGAAAAUUGGCUGAAUAUUAUAACAAGUCACCUGUUUGUGAGAACUGUGAAAUAGGUCAGUAUUUAAAACCAAGUGAUUCUCCAAAAGUAAUUCCCUCAAAGAGCAGGAAGGCUGUGAGUGGCAAAGGCAUAUUAAAGAGAAAUGUGUACAGAAAAUAUGCCACUGUUCCACUAGUAAUUCUAGCUAACCAGUGCUUCAAUCAUGCAAUAUUACUUACCUGUAACUUUUAAAUGUCAUCUGGAAAAAAAGUCAAGAUGGUAAACAAGUUAUAAACAUGAAAGUAAGCACGCAUGCUCAAGAGCAGGGCGGGGACAGAGAGGGAGAGAGAGAAAGAGAAUCCCAAGCAGACUCUACAUUCAGCAGGAAGCCUGAUGCAGGGGUCGAACCCACCAACCGUGAGAUCCUGACCUGAGCAGAAAUCAAGAGUCAGACACUUCAACUGAACCACCCAGGUGCCCCUCUCUGGAAGAUUUUUCAGAUGAGACCAGAAGUAGUAUAUGCUAUUUAACUUUUGUAAAUAGCACAAAAUGCUUAUUUUGAAAUUUCUUACUCAAAUUUCAGUGAGUACAGUUUAGCUUAUAAUUGAUUAGUUUUUGCAGCAUUUGUUAAAUUUUCAAUGUUUCUGGUUGGGGCGCCUCGGUGGCUCACUUGGUUAAGCAUCCGUGUCCUGAUUUCAGCUCAGGUCACGAUCUCACAGUUGGUGAAAUUGAACCCUGAGUCUGGCUCAGCGCUGACAGCGAGGAGCCUGCUUGGAAUUUUCUCCCUCUUUCUCUGCCCCUCCCCUGCUCACGUGUUCUCUCUCUCUCUC
Molecule: messenger RNA, 5034 nt
Organism: Acinonyx jubatus (cheetah)
Lineage: Eukaryota; Metazoa; Chordata; Mammalia; Carnivora; Felidae
Product: translation initiation factor IF-2-like
Exons: 3
Coding region: 1-1824 (607 amino acids)
Source: RefSeq, a predicted model, not a curated record